GACCUUGCAGCAUCUGCUGUGUGACUUUAAACAGGAAAGAUUAUUCUACUCAGAGACUAACACCCCGAGGAAGAGGCUUUUUCAGAGGGAGAAGAAGAAGACAGGGGAAAGAGAAGAGGGAGGAAACUAUGGGAUGAGGAAGAGGAGGGAAUAGCUGCUCUACAUAAAGGAGGACUGCGUGACACGAGAAAGAAUCUGUUCUUCCUGAAAGUAUUAAGGGAGGCAAUCUUGAGCUGUGGCAACCCUCUCAGAAAACUGCAACUUGACGAAGGAGGCAGGUGCAGAAACUAAAACUGCUUGUGUGAAAGAGUUUGUUUGUUGUUGCUGCUGAUAGUUGUAUCUGAGUGAGCAUGCAGGUGUUGGAGAAGAAGUUGUCGGUGCGACGCUGCCUCACCUUCGUUACGGGCCUGGUGGAGUGUCUGUGCUUCGCCGGGGUCGUGUUCGGAUGGGCUUCUCUUGUUUUUGUCCUCAAGGAGGACGGCUACUUCAGCUCUCUGUGCUUUAACACAACAGGAGUCAAUGACACUCAGAAAUUAGACUGCAGUGCACAAGAUGAGCAGUUUUCACUUAUUUUCACCAUCACCUCUUUUAUAAACAACUUUUUCGCGCUGCCCAACGGCUUCCUUUUUGAUCACUUUGGUACCACAGUGGCUCGACUCUUGGCAAUAUUUCUUUACACCACUGGCUCCCUGAUGGUGGCGCUCUCUUCGCCGGCUCUGUCUUUCCUGCUCUUCCUAGCUCUCCCCCUUUUGGCUAUCGGAGGCAUUUUAUUUCUGAUCACAAACAUGCAGACAGACCACCAGUCGCCUCAGGAGGAAUUGAUGCUUAGUGAAAGAUGGCAUUGUGUGUCGUCUCCUAAUCGUAUCCCUAAGUUCAACUCUUCAAAAUGCAGUUCAGUUUCCUUUGAGUUCAAGUUUUAUCAUGUACAAAAGCUUCAAUAUGAUAUUGAUCUGUUUUGCCUCCUGAAGAUUGGAAACCUGUUUGACUCACGUCGCUCUACCAUAAUCAAUCUUUAUAAUGGAGCUUUUGAUUCUUCCUCAGCACUCUUCCUCAUCAUUAAGUUGUUACAUGAGUCUGGCGUCUCUCUCCGCACUUCCUUCCUCUUUCUGUCGGCCUGCAGCGUCGUCCACAUCCUCAGGACGUUCUUCCUGCUGCCCAGAACCUUCAUUCCUCACCCACUGCCUGAUCGCUACGCGUACGGGGUUUCUUGUGGUCCAUUAGAGACUAUGAGCAGUGAGGUGACUGCAAACAGCUGUGCACUUACAGGAGCAGAGGACACACCGUUUACAAAGGACGUCCCUCUAAAACAAGAGAAGACUUUCCGAGAGUGUUUGCUGUCCAGGUUCUUUGUGGGCCACCUGCUCUGGCUGUCGGUGAUGCAGCUCAGGCACUUCCUGUUCAUCGGGACCCUCAACCCCAUGCUGCUCAGGCUGACAGACGGAGAUUCCUCUCUGGUGAGCCAGUACACCAACGCCUUUGCUUUCACCCAGCUGUGCGCUGUGCUGUGCGCUCCCUGGAACGGCCUCAUCAUGGACAGACACAGGGGAAAACCUCGGGCUGCAGGUGCUGAACCGCUCCUUCCUCUACGGCGGCAACGCAGCCUUCAUCAGCGUGGCGUUUCCAUCUUGCCACUUUGGGAAGCUGUACGGUCUGGUCAUGGUUCUGUCUGCAGUGUUUUCUCUGCUGCAGUAUCCCUGCUUUGCUCUGGUGAAAGGACCUCUGGGUGGAGAUCCUUUAUACGUGAACGUCGGCCUGACGCUGCUCAGCGUGUUUGCCUUCAUACAUCCCGUCUUCGUCUACAUGCAUUGUCGAAAUCUUGCCUCUGAGAGAGCAAAGAGCAAAGCCUCAUCUUAAAGAGUGCAAAACGAGGAUGGUGAUUUCUCUUUAAAGCUUUCCACCAUGGUGGUCGAGUAUCAUUUCUUUUUUUUUUCUUUUUUUUUCUCCGAAGAGUUUUUGCAGCGCUAGUGGCUCGUAUUUUUUCUACAGUA
This is a messenger RNA of Xiphophorus maculatus (southern platyfish), 1988 nucleotides long. RefSeq names its product solute carrier family 43 member 3-like. The record is from RefSeq and is a predicted model, not a curated record. Gene Ontology annotation, molecular function: transmembrane transporter activity. Bases 351 to 1826 code for a protein of 491 amino acids. The transcript is spliced from 13 exons. NCBI's taxonomy places the organism in Eukaryota, Metazoa, Chordata, Actinopteri, Cyprinodontiformes, Poeciliidae. Gene Ontology annotation, biological process: transmembrane transport.